CCCCCUCCGGCUCCCAGCACCCCGUCCCACGCGCGCCGCCGCCGCCGCCGUCCCCGUCCGUCCUCGCCGGGACGCCCCGCGCUCCUGCCCGCAGCCUUCGCCCACUUCCGAGCUGUCAAGGAAGAGAGCAAUGGACGUCCACAGGGCAGAGCCUCCCCAUACAGGAGCCGCUGCUCUAGACCCCCGACGGGCCGAGGCCGCCAACAGGCACGUGAGGGCGCUGAAUACCCAGUUUGCAAGCUGGGUGCAAUCGCAGUUGCAAAACCAUCCGGCCGAACUUUGGGAGGAUGGCAUGAAAGAUUACUUAUCCCAUGCUUCUGAAAUAAUGGAAAGUUUCAAGGAUGUUGUCAAUUGGCUUAGGCAGAAUAAAGCAGGUACGACAGCUCUUUCAUCCCCAAGUCCAGCCAAUGAGGAGAAGACUACUACGCCGGCAACUGUCAAUAGCAAGUUUAUGGUACAGCCAGGAUCAGAUAAUGGACAGAAGAGUCCAACUACAGGAGCCAGCUCCCUAGCUUUUCAGAACUCAAGCUCACCGAAUAUGUUCUCACUCCCUUCUCAGAAGAAAACGGCACCUUUUGGCAGCAUAUUUGAUAACAAGGACACACCUGGCGACAGCAGCAAAUCGACUUUCCAGUUUGGUGGAAAUAACGGCUUUUCAACACCAACUAACACGCCUGGCGAUAGCAGCAAAUCGACUUUCCAGUUUGGUGGAAAUAACGGCUUUUCAACACCAACUACCCCGUCCAUUUUUUCUACCCCUGGUUCCAGUUUUAACAUGCCAGCCCCAACACUGUUUUCAAUGAACCAGCAACCAAUUUUCACUGGAUCAGGAAACAUGAAAGCUGCUGAAGCUUCAGCUGAUGCGGAUGAAGAUGCUGAAGCCGAGCAACCAAGCAGCCCUUCUGUAAAGAAAGCAGAAGAGAAAGGAAUAGUUGUUGUUCAUGAAGCCAAAUGCAAGGUGUAUGUGAAGCAUGAUGAUGCUACCAAGGGUUGGAAAGACAUUGGUGUCGGUCAGCUCUCUAUCAGAUGUAAAGAGGGUGCAGAGAAAGCUUCGAAAGAGUCCACCCCAACAGUUGUUAUCAGAAAUGAUGUUGGCAAAAUUCUUCUGAAUGCUAUGAUCUACAAGGGGAUAAAGAUGAGUGUUCAAAAGAACACAGUUGCCUCAAUAUUUCACACUUCAGAUGCGCAGUCUGAAUCAGAUGGUGGCAAUGUUGUAGCUCGAACAUACUUACUCCGACUGAAAAACGAAGAGGCGGCUACAAACUUGUCAGCGGUGAUCAAAGAGAACGCACCGCUGGACUGAUCCUGUAUGGCCUGCAUUAAUUAUCUUCUUGAAGGUUUGCUUUUGGCAAUAUUGGUAAUGUUUAGAGGGGCUCGAUAACUUGCUGCGACGGGCCAAGGGAUGCCUUGCCGAGUUUUUGUCACCGAGUUACACACCUAAGAAGCACGCCUGGAUGAAUUUUUGAUGUCUAGUAUGUUUAGCUGGUCGUGUUGUAUCACCUGUUCUUUAUUUGUUGAUGACAGUGUGUUGUAGCACCUGUUGGCUCCAGUAAGGUUACGCCUUGUUAAUGCUAACGAGGCAACGUAUCGUGUCGGUGGCCUGAACUACACAGUUGAAAACCAUUUCUAGGCCAUCCUGUGAUGUUCAGCCAUGGAAUUGCCUGUUGCUUGAACCUUGCAAUCUGGAUUUAAGUGGUGAAUUAUCUCGCUAUUGCGGAACAAGAGAGCAAUUUCAUUGCUUCGGUUUGCGGAAA
This is a messenger RNA of Triticum dicoccoides, 1754 nucleotides long. RefSeq lists its product as uncharacterized. Gene Ontology annotation, biological process: intracellular transport. The transcript has 10 exons. The coding region runs from base 131 to 1303 and encodes 390 amino acids. NCBI's taxonomy places the organism in Eukaryota, Viridiplantae, Streptophyta, Magnoliopsida, Poales, Poaceae. The record is from RefSeq and is a predicted model, not a curated record.